AUGGAGCCGGGCACCGCCGUCUUGGACCUGAUCACCCCCGCAUCAGAAAUCGAGGAUUUGCCUGGAGCCUGCAACUGUACGCUCACGGGGAUCAGCGGUGUGGCCUCUGUAGACGAUUUCCUGGGCUGCGACAACUUCCUGAGCAGCCAGGGGGACGACACCUACUACUGCUAUGUGGUGAGCCCCGAGGCCUGCCCCGCCGUCCAAGCCAGUCCCCGCUUCUCCGGCGCGGGCUACCGAGGCUGCAACCCUGAAGUGGACGCCGUGGUCGCAGGAGCCCCCGACUCCUUCACGCUCUGGGAGCUGGUGGCCGAGUCACCCAGCCUCAGCUUCCUGGCCACUGCCCUGGAGGUCGCCAACCUCACCGACACCCUGGCAUCCGCCGGGCCUGACGGUCAGGGGUACACCCUCUUUGCCCCCAGCAACUAUGCCAUCGCCACGUUCCUGGAGUCCACGAACACGACCAUCGGACAGUUCCUGGCCUCACCCAAGCUGUUGGCCAUCCUGCUCAACCACGUGACCUCAGGUGGCACGUACAAUGCGACUCAGGCUGAUGAGGCGGGGUCCAGCGGUGGGAUCCCUACCCUGUCCCCCGGGCUGUUCAGCGACAUCCAGGCCAGCCUGGAGGGCGGCUUCACCGUCACUCCGACCGACGCCGUCCCCUUCCAGGCGCUCGUCCUCGCCAACUCGGUGUAUGGCGCCGACGGGAUCAUCGAGGGCACCGUCGCGACAGCUGAUGUUGCAGCAGGAAACGGGCACCUGUACAUAAUCAGCAACGUGAUCGCGCUCCUGGCUGAUGUCGUCACCGCUGUUGGGAACGAGCCCCGGCUGUCCACCUUCACCCAAGCCCUGAACGUGUCUGGCAUCGGGCAACUCCUGUCUGAGGACUGCCCCGACCCAGAGACCGCCAUCUGCAAGUACUCGCCCAUCACCGCUUUUGCCCCCACAAAUGACGCUUUUGAUCAGCUGGCGUCCGACCUGGGGGUGGACGUGGAGGGCCUGUUGGCACUGCCAGAGUUGUCGGACAUUCUGCUCUACCACUUCACAGACCCAAGUCUGGUGACCAGCCCCAUCGCUCCAGAGCAGUUGGUGUCGGACACGACCCUGGGCACCCUGUACGAGGGCAAGAACAUCACUGUCGUGAGCAACAGCACGAGCCUGCCACUCGGGGUGAACCGUCUGACAGGAGAGACCCUAGUGACCACGGUGCGAUCCGUGAGCCUCGAGAGCGUGGACGGCCUGUCCAGCGCCCAGGUCAACCUUCGGGGCUCGCUGGCCGGGUACAAUGGCGUGGCCAUCCUGAUCGAUGAAGUCCUGCUGCCAUUCGCACUUUCUAGCAACGGACCCAGUGCCAGCCCGGAGCCCCUCUUGGACUGA
This is a messenger RNA of Auxenochlorella protothecoides, 1377 nucleotides long. RefSeq lists its product as hypothetical. The record is from RefSeq and is a predicted model, not a curated record. Bases 1 to 1377 code for a protein of 458 amino acids. The transcript has 11 exons. NCBI's taxonomy places the organism in Eukaryota, Viridiplantae, Chlorophyta, Trebouxiophyceae, Chlorellales, Chlorellaceae.